GUGAUUUGUUGAGCCGUCCCGAGAUCGCCGACACCAACAGUUGCAAGUAUAAAACUGGAGUCCCAGCCUACCUCUCAAAGUUUCUCAUCCCACAAUCAGAUCAAUCAAUUUCACCACCUUACCUUCCAAACCAACAACAACCGGUACGAUGCCGUGAAGGAAGCUGUCGGGGUUUCAUACCCCUCCUCUUCGCCUUCCGGGUUAUCAGGAUCAAGUAACGUCGAUAUGACAUCGUCAGGUAUUUUCUCGAAUCUGAAGCAUGCAUGGCGGGUGUUCAAGCUCGUUACUUAGCCGUCGUGUCUGUCCGAGAGCUCAACACUCCAGGCAGACACGGCGGUUCGGUGAUGGGCUUGUUCUGAGAUUAUACCGUUUAAACUUGAUCUGGAUAAUUCCAGCGAAAGGACAAGCUGCUUCUUGAACCCCUCCCCCGCGCCUCUGGCGUACUGACCUUCCUAGCUUCGCGUGAAUCAAGCCAAGAUGUCUACUGACAAGAUCACCUUCUUGACCAACUGGCACGCCACCCCGUACCACGCCCCCCUCUACCUCGCCCAGAGCAAGGGCUACUUUGCCGACGAAGGCAUCAAAGUCGCGCUCCUCGAGCCCAACGAUCCCAGCGAUGUCACUGAGAUCAUCGGCUCGGGCAAAGUCGAUCUCGGCUUCAAAGCCAUGAUCCACACCCUCGCCGCCUCCGCGCGCGGCUUCCCCGUGACCUCCAUCGGUUCACUCCUCAACGAGCCCUUCACCGGUGUCGUGUACCUGACCUCGUCGGGCAUAACCCCGGACUUCACGACCCUGCGCGGCAAGAAGAUCGGUUACGUGGGCGAGUUCGGCAAGAUCCAACUCGACGAGCUGACCGCGCACUACGGCAUGUCGCCCGCAGACUACACCGCCGUGCGCGUCGGCAUGAACGUCACCAAGGCCAUCAUCUCCGGCACCAUCGACGCCGGCAUCGGCCUCGAGAACGUGCAGAUGGUCGAGCUGGAGGAGUGGCUCGCCGCCCAGGGCCGCCCGCGCUCAGACGUGCGCAUGCUGCGCAUCGACGAGCUGGCGCAGCUCGGCUGCUGCUGCUUCUGCAGCAUCCUGUACAUUGGCAACGAUGCGUUUCUCGCCGCCCACCCCGAAAAAGUGCGCGCGUUCCUGCGCGCGUGCAAGCGCGCCACGGAUUUCGUGCUGGCGCAGCCCGAGGCCGCGUGGGCCGAGCUGGUCGACUUCAAGAGCGCGCUGGACUCGCCCACGAACCGCCGCAUUUUCGAGCGCAGUUUUGCGUAUUUCUCGCCCGAUCUGCAGAACGUCAAGAGGGACUGGGAGAAGGUGGCGCGGUAUGGCAAGCGCUUGGGCGUGCUGGAGGAGGCGUUUGUGCCAAACUAUACGAAUGAGUAUCUGCAGUGGGGGCUCGAGGCGGAUAGUGCGGAUCCCACGGGAGACCAGAAGAGGAUGGUGGCGUUGCAGGAGGAUGUCAAGGAGCAGGGUGGGUUUAAGCGGCUUGAGUCGGUGGCGGCUAAGACUAUUGUCGGUGCUGCUGCUGUGAAGGAGGUGUAGAUGGACUCUCCCGCUUACUCCGGAUAUG
Messenger RNA from Boeremia exigua, 1567 nucleotides. RefSeq names its product NMT1/THI5 like-domain-containing protein. The transcript is spliced from 3 exons. The record is from RefSeq and is a predicted model, not a curated record. NCBI's taxonomy places the organism in Eukaryota, Fungi, Ascomycota, Dothideomycetes, Pleosporales, Didymellaceae. Gene Ontology annotation, biological process: thiamine biosynthetic process. Bases 478 to 1539 code for a protein of 353 amino acids.